Molecule: messenger RNA, 1056 nt
Organism: Hymenoscyphus albidus
Lineage: Eukaryota; Fungi; Ascomycota; Leotiomycetes; Helotiales; Helotiaceae
Source: the annotation of a GenBank genome assembly
AUGUCACGCCCCUCAAAACCCUCCCUCACCGACAACCCCCUCGACGACAUCUGCCCCGUCUGCAAAUCAAACCGCUACCUCAACCCCUCCCUCCAAUUCCUCAUCAACCCGGAAUGCUACCACAAAAUGUGCUCCACCUGCGUGGACCGAAUCUUCACCUCAGGACCAACAUGCUGUCCCGUGCCUCGAUGCGGGAAGACGCUACGAAAACGGGGGUUCCACCAAGCCUUUUUCGGAGACCUGAAGAUCGAGGAGGAAUGCGAUAUCCGCAAGCGCGUGGGUGAUGUGUUUAAUCGGCGGCAGGAGGACUUUGAGACGUUGAGGCAUUGGAAUGACUAUCUUCAGGAUGUAGAGGAUCUGGUGUUUGAUCUGGUGAAGGGGAGUGCGAAGACGAAGAGGAGGGCGGAGGAGACGUUGGAGGAGUACCGGGUGAAGAACCUUGCUGUGAUUGAGGAGAAUAAGAAGGCCGGGCAGGAAGCCGCGUCUUUGGAGAGGCAGCGGGAGAAAGCGGAGAGGGAGGCGGCGAAGCAGCGCAGGUUGGCGAUGGCGAGGGAGGAGGAGGAGGAGAAGAUGGAUGUGGAGAAGAUGAAGAGGAGUGCCUUGGAUCGGCUGGCGAAUAGUAAUGAGGAUGCGAAUGCAAUUGCGCGACAAGCACAGAAGGGGAUCUUGAAGAAGACCUCUGCCAGGAGGACGUUGACGGAUGCGCCGACGAACGAGUCUACGACCAGUGUGAGGGAUUCCGGUCUUUCGAUACGCGGUCUUAAGAAGAAAGUUGCCCCCGUGGUGGAAAAGGAGUACGAUCCUUUUGGUGGCAUCGAUCUCACACCUACGCGAUACAUAUUACAAGACCACUACGAAAACGACUAUCUCGCAGGGUUCGUCAAAGGCCAGCCUACAGCGAUGACUGGUGGUUACAGUUUACACGAAUACUACGGGAGAAGCAUGCUAGAGGCUUUCUCCGGACUAGGAGUCUUCAUCGAGGAUGAAAUAGCCAGUAGGAACCAACCAGCCGCCAUGGCUACGAUAAAAGCGGAGGCGCGUGAUGAUGUCUUUUAA